AUGGAGGCGCCGCAGCAGUCCUUGCAGGGGCCGCUCCUCCGCCACAAAGGGUCCCCAUCGGGCCGGGGGCUAGCCGCGGACGGACCGUCCCUACCGGCGCCGGGCACGAAGGACCAGUCAGGCCGGCGCCCGAGAGGCAGGGGCAGGGCCCGACCCCUUAAAGGCCGAGACGAACCCCCGCGCUGCCGGAGCCCAGGGCCGCCGAGCAGGCUGGCCCCGCACGGGCGGCGGGGGAUGGAGGCCACCUACCUGUCCCUCCGCCGCCGCUGGCUCCGGGUGGCCGCCCGCCGGCCACGUGGACGCGCCCUCGAGCCCCACACCGCUCCGCUCGCGCGCCCCCGCCGCCGCACCACUCGCCCUACACCCCGCGCGCCCGCGCCGCCGCCGCCGCCGCCGCCGCCGCCCACACAGUGGGCCGGCCAGCGGCCGCCAGGGCCUUUUAAACCCGGACCGUACCACCGCGCCGGGCGGGGGCGCCCAGGGAGGGCCGAGCGGCAGGGCUCGCGGGCGGGGGCCGCCCCUCCCUGGGGCCGGGAGAGGCCCACGAGCCGACCCCCCUCGCGCAAUGGCCGCGUCCGCGGCGCGCGCCUCUCCCCCGCCAUCCCCCGCCCCGGCCCGCCGCCUCCCGCAACCCUGGGACCCGCGCGCGCCCGCGCCACACCCCCACUAGGGCCCGGGGCGCGCGCAGACCCCGCCCCGGCUCUCGGAGGCGCGCCCGGGGCCACCUGCCGCCGCCGGUGCCCCUCUGCCCAGCCCCAGGUGGCUGCCCACCUGCUUGCUGUCACCAUGAAGACGACCUCUCCCCUACACGCCACACUCACACGAGUUCAAGGUCCCGAGGAGAGGGCCCCCAGCACGACAGUGCCCCUCCUGGCAGGAGUGCUGGCCUGCGCUGGCCUCCAGGCAGAAGUGCCCAGGCCUAGUCUACCCUCCUCCCUCCUCCAAGUGACCCUGGAUGGCCCCGCCCCAGACACAGGGUAA
Eubalaena glacialis (North Atlantic right whale) is the source of this 981-nucleotide messenger RNA. RefSeq names its product basic proline-rich protein-like. The transcript is spliced from 5 exons. Lineage: Eukaryota; Metazoa; Chordata; Mammalia; Artiodactyla; Balaenidae. The record is from RefSeq and is a predicted model, not a curated record. Bases 1 to 981 code for a protein of 326 amino acids.